Molecule: messenger RNA, 2342 nt
Organism: Solanum dulcamara
Lineage: Eukaryota; Viridiplantae; Streptophyta; Magnoliopsida; Solanales; Solanaceae
Product: putative GPI-anchored protein pfl2
Exons: 5
Coding region: 363-2090 (575 amino acids)
Biological process (GO): cortical microtubule organization
Cellular component (GO): cortical microtubule
Source: RefSeq, a predicted model, not a curated record
UUUGAAUAAUAAAUAUCUGAUAAUGUCUGAAGAAAAAAAGAAACCGAAAAAAAGCAAGUGCUGUAAACCCAAAACGUCUCUCAAAAUUCAAGUUUCAAAUAAACACUGCUCCCCACGACACACACGCAUACUCUCUCUCUUCCAUCUUCAAAAUCUUCCCUUUCAUAGAGCUUAAUUCCAUUUCUUGUAGUAAUUUAUGUUUCCAGUGGCCGUUACAUUAUUUUUGGAAUGUUAAAUGUUGCUUCAUUGAAUCUGUUGGUUUGGUAUUUUGAGUGUUUCCAGAACGAAGAAGAGCUAGGGUUUUUGGAGCUGAUUUGUCCAUAAUAGUGAUGGAUUAAGGAGUUUAGGGACUUGUUUUUGCAAUGAAUAGAAGCUUUAGAGCAGAGGAGUCGUUGUCGGGGCCGGGGCCGAGGCAGAGACAGCCUCUAAUGGGGAGUAUUAGGAGUUCCGAUGAGGAACUAUCCUUGUUUCUAGAAAUGCGAAGAAGGGAAAAUGACAGAAAUAAUACUCGAUUUCUUCAAAAAUCUGACGAAUUUGAUCCCCUUGGAUCAAAAAGUGGUAGUUCACCUGCAUUUAAUAUUGCAUCAGCUGCAACCCUGCGGAAGACUCGUGCUGAUGAGUUCCUUAAUACUGAUAAUGAUAAAACUGAUUACGACUGGCUUCUAACACCUCCAGGCACUCCUCUUUUUCCUUCUCUAGAGAUGGAAUCGCGCAAAACUAUGAUGAGUCAGCUGGGUACUUCUAGAGCUCAUCCCACUGCAUUGACAUCUAGAUUAACAAAUUCUCUCCUAGAGGCCACCUCAAGAAGCAACUUAGCAUCUAGACAGCUAGCUUCCUCUCAUGGAAUAAACACUUCAAGUUCUAGUCUUCGAAGACCAUCUUCUUCAGGUGGAUCAAGACCUUCAACUCCGACUGGUAGACCAACGUUGAGCUCAUCUAGAUCUACCUCGACCUCAGCAUCUAGAUCCACAUCUGCGGCAGCAACCAAAGCAAUGACAUCCACUGCAACCUCUAAAUCAAUGUCAACCGUGACGGCAUCUAGACCAUCAAGGUCUGCAACACCUACUUCUCGGGCCACCAUGCCUUCUGCAAAACCCACUGUUCCUCCAAGAUCUUCAACACCUAAUGCAAGGUCCAGUGCACGGUCCUCAACACCAACAAGCAGGGCCUCAGUUACUGUAUCAAAGUCAACAUCAAGGGCAGCAACUCCAACUCGUCGAGCGACUUCAGUGUCAAGUACAACAAAUUCAACUGUUCCUCCAGUUAAACCCGUGUCUUCCUCUUCGGGUACCAAGUCAGCUACAACGGCAUCACAAAACCCUGCAGCCUCACGUGCUAGUUCUCCAACUGUAAAACCCAGACCAUGGAAGCCUUCAGAUAUGCCAGGGUUCUCCCUUGACGCUCCACCCAAUUUGAGGACAUCACUACCUGACAGGCCAAUUUCAGCUACAAGGGGCAGACCUGGAGCAGCUAGUGUUAGAUCUUCAUCUGUUGAGCCAGCUUCAAAUGGAAGGGUUAGACGACAGUCAUGCUCUCCAGCAAGAGGACGUCCUCCUAACGGUAUUAUUCAUAGCAGUGGAAGCUCUGUUCCUGUCCCAUCCAUGAGCCGACUUCAUGCUAAAGCCAAUGACAAUGUAAGCCCUGGAAUGGUUGGGACCAAGAUGGUUGAAAGGGUAAUAAAUAUGCGGAAGCUGGUUCCUCCGAAACAAGAUGACAAACAUUCUCCACACAGUAACUUAUCUGCAAAGUCUUCGUCACCUGAUAGCUCAGGUUUUGGAAGAUCAUUGUCAAAGAAAUCCUUGGAUAUGGCUAUUAGACAUAUGGAUAUAAGGCAAAGAAUUUCGGGUAAUCUGCGUCCCUUGAUGACUAAUAUUCCAGCGUCCUCUAUGUACAGUGUGAGAUCAGGACCUAAUAGAGGCAGGACAAGCAGGACAAUUAGCGUGCCUGACUCCCCACUUGCCACGAGCAGUAAUGCUAGUUCUGAAGUGAGUGUAAGUAACAAUGCUGUGUGGGUUGAUGGAAGUGAAAUUGAUGAAGAUAUUAGCAGUGAUAAAGGUGCUCGAUCACCUGCCAGUGUGCGUGGGAGGUGAUGAUUGGCUUUCAUGCUGCAUGAUGCUUUCUAUGCUUUGGACCGGUGGCAGUUUGAGAGCUUGGACUCCUGAAUAUGAUUGUUUCCCAGGUAAAACUGACUGAUUUGAUUCACUUGACUAUGUAAAGAUUGAUGCACAUUGCACGGUCUGGCUGUAUUUUGAAGCAUUUGUAUUGUCAGUCCUGUUAAUGCCAAUCCCUCGGUUUUGUUCAUGAGAAAGGUGACAUAUAUAUGAGAUUAGAAUGUCUAAACA